UCUGCCUCAACCUCUGAAUGUGAACCAUCAAAGUCAGGGGGAAAGGAUGCCUGUAGCACGAGGGAAAUCAAAAUCCAAGGCAUCAGUGACUUUUGGAGACAUAGCCAUCUACUUCUCACAGGAGGAAUGGGAAUGGCUGAGUCCCAUUCAGAAGGAUUUGUACGAAGAUGUCAUGUUGGAGAACUAUCAGACUCUGGCCUCGCUUGGUCUUGUCUGUAGGAGACCAAAUGUCAUCGCCUUGUUGGAGAAAGGGAAAGCACCAUGGAUGGUGGAGCCGUCAAGACGGCGCCGCGGCGCUGAAUCAGGGUCUAAGCGUGAGACCAAGAAGUUACCACCAAAUCAAUGUAACAAAUCUACGCAAAGUACCCAUCAGAAACCAUUUUCUCCACAACAAAAAGUCACCACAGGGAAGACAACACAAAACAAAAAUUCAUCGGGAAGAAAACCCAAGAAAGGACAUUCAGGCAAGAAAUCUUUAAAGUGCAAUGAUUGUGGGAAAACGUUUCUUCGAAGUUUGUCUUUUAAACUUCAUCAAGACUUUCACACUGGAGAGAGAUCUUAUGGAUGCAGUAAUUGUAGACAAGUUUUCAGACAGAUCUUAUCCCUCAUUCUUCAUCAGAGAGUUCACAAUCGGAACAAAGGCUAUGAAUGUGAUAAAUGUGGGAAAACUUUUAAUAAAAAGUUAACCCUCAUGAUACAUAGGAGAAUCCAUAACGAAAAGGAAAAUUUCAACCAUGAGGAGGCCCCAGGUUCAUGCCCAUCUCUCAGUGUACACCAUAAUAAUCACAUUGUUGAGGGUGCCCACCAGUGCAGAAAAUGUGGGAGAGCCUUCAGCCGAAUGUCGUCCCUUUUACUUCAUAGGAGAAUUCACAAUAGAAAGAAAAUGCAGAAGUAUAAUAAAUGUGGGGCAGGCUUCAAGAAGAGGGCAGCCCUUGUCAAUACAAAAAAUUGUACUGGAAAGAAAACUCAUGGAAAUAAGAAGGCCUUAAGUCAGAGUCUCAAGCAGAGAUCUCAGUAUUUAGAAAAUCCCUUUACAUGUAGAAAGUGUGGGAAGUUCUUCAGCAGGGUCUCGACCUUAAUGCUUCAUCAGAGAGUUCACACUUCGGGGAACCCCUACAAAUGUGAUAAAUGCCAGAAAGACUUUGGACGGCUUUCAACCCUUAUUCUGCACCUAAGGACUCAUAACGGGGAGAAGCAGUUUAAGUGCAAUAAAUGUGGGAAGGUCUGCAAUCGGCAUUCAUCCCUUAUUCAGCACCAGAAAAUCCAUAAAAGGAAAAAGAAACUCUUCGAGUGCAGCGAAUGUGGGAAGAUGUUUUGUGGGAUUAAAAACCUUAAAGUCCAUCUGAACAUUCAUUCAGAAGAGAAACCUUUCAAGUGCAAUAAAUGCAGUAAAGUCUUUGGCCGUCAGUCGUUCCUUAUUGAACAUCAAAGAAUCCACACUGGAGAAAAGCCCUAUCAGUGCGAAGAAUGUGGGAAAGCCUUCAGCCACCGAAUAUCCCUUACCCGGCACAAGAGAAUUCACAGUGAAGACAGACCUUAUGAGUGUGAUCGGUGUGGGAAAGCCUUCAGCCAGGGGGCUCAUCUUGCACAGCAUGAAAGGAUUCACACUGGAGAGAAGCCCUAUGCAUGCAAAACAUGUAAGAAGUCCUUUACCCAGCGCAUAUCCCUCAUUCUACAUGAACGAAGUCAUACGGGGGAGAAACCCUACGAAUGUAACGAGUGUGGGAAGGCUUUCAGUAGUGGCUCAGACCUUAUACGGCACCAGAGAAGCCACUCUUUAGAGAAGCCGUAUGAAUGUAGCAAAUGUGGUAAGGCAUAUAGUCGGAGCUCAUCUCUGAUUCGACAUCAGAGCACGCAUUCAGAGGAAAAAUCCUGA
Messenger RNA from Phodopus roborovskii (desert hamster), 1876 nucleotides. It is a transcript of the gene Znf667, whose product is annotated as zinc finger protein 667. Gene Ontology annotation, biological process: regulation of transcription by RNA polymerase II. The record is from RefSeq and is a predicted model, not a curated record. Gene Ontology annotation, cellular component: nucleus. Bases 47 to 1876 code for a protein of 609 amino acids. Gene Ontology annotation, molecular function: RNA polymerase II transcription regulatory region sequence-specific DNA binding; DNA-binding transcription factor activity, RNA polymerase II-specific. The transcript has 4 exons. NCBI's taxonomy places the organism in Eukaryota, Metazoa, Chordata, Mammalia, Rodentia, Cricetidae.